Prinia subflava (tawny-flanked prinia) is the source of this 2882-nucleotide messenger RNA. RefSeq names its product ninein-like protein. The transcript is spliced from 14 exons. Lineage: Eukaryota; Metazoa; Chordata; Aves; Passeriformes; Cisticolidae. Gene Ontology annotation, cellular component: centrosome. The record is from RefSeq and is a predicted model, not a curated record. Gene Ontology annotation, biological process: microtubule anchoring at centrosome. Bases 628 to 2109 code for a protein of 493 amino acids.
AGCCUCAGGGCAGGGGAUGCUGCGCCGAACGGAACCGAACGGAACCGAGCUGAGCCGAGCCCAGCCGAGCCCGGCCGAAGCCAGCCGAGCCGAGCGGGGCCGCGCCGAGCGGGCCCGAGCCGAUGCUGCCGUGUGCGCGUCCCCACGGAUGCACAAGCCCGUUCUCCACGGUAUGUCGGUGUCUCUUAAGCUGCCAGGACUCAGCAGCUCCGUGGGAUGAGGUUUGUAAAAAGCGUCCUGGUUGAUGGUCUUGAUCUGCAGCUCCGUGAGGUGAAUUCCACUAACCUUGGUUCCAAGGACUGGCAAGGCAUUUGCUUUUGAACUAACACCACAUUAAUGCGCUAAGGUGGAACCCGGUACAAAAUUGGUGCUUUUGGAAAUCAUCAGAGGAGAACCCUCAGGGAAGCAGCCUCUCCUGGGCCCACAUCACUUCUCCAGCAUCACCAAAGGCACUGGAUUUGCCAAGCCUCAACUUCUUUUUGCCACCUGAGCCCUGGAAGAUCUUAGAGGAGAUCCUCAGGGUCCCAGGUUCUGCCUGGAUCUGCUGUGGUGGGUGAAAGGGGGAGCAGCAGCACGGAGGAGCAGGUGAGCCUGGCAGGGCUGCCUGCAGCUUUGGACAGCACCCUCAUGGUCCCCAGGAGUGGCCCCCAGCAUGCAGCUGGCACCUCCUACAGAUACAAACUGCAGUGCCUGUGGGCCCAGGUGAGGCAGAUCGCCAGGGAGAGGGACACGGCGAGGCUCAGCCUGGAGAAGGCAGAGAGGCACUGCCUGCAGCUGGGCAGGGAGCUGGAUGAGCAGCACAUGGCUCUCGAGCACACCCAGAGCCAGCUCAGGAAUUUUCAGGCAGAAAUAGAGGUGAAAGAUCUCCUUUUGCAGCAGGCAGUGAGUCACCAGGCGAAGCUGGAAGCUGAUACACAGCUCCUGCAGGGCAAAGAGGCCAACCUGCAAGGGAGACUGAACCACGUGAUGAACGAGAACACACAGCUACAAAACAAGGUCACAGAGAUGGCUGAGAAACUGUCAGCCUCUGAGGAAAUGGUGUUGGAGCUGCAGAAAGAGCUCAACCACAUUGUGAAGGAUAAGCUGGAGCAGGGGCAGUCCCACAGCCCGGAGUUCCUGAAGCAGAGCGAGCGCUUUGCCGAGAUCGUGCUGGAGUACGAGCGGCAGUGCCAGGUGCUGCACGGCCAGAACGGAGCGCUGCGCAGGGAGCUGCAGCGGCUGCGCCUGCAGCUGCAGGGGAGCAGGGCUGGGCCAGGGCUGCCAGCAGCAGAAAUGUCACCCCCAGUGGAGCAGCUCCAAGAGCAGCUGCAGGACCUGAAGGUGCAGCUGGAAACGGAGAGUGAGAAGGACAAGGAGGAGCUGUCUCACCCGGAUGUCAGGAGGCACCAGCUGGGCUGUGAGUCCCCUGAGCACAAGGCUGGUCACGGCCAUGGCCCUGGCACUGCCCAGCUGCAGAGCCAGAGGCUUCUGGAGCCCGAGUGGCCACGAGGAGCAGAGACUGCUGCAAGGCUGGAGCAGCACCAGAGGCAUGCAGCCUGCUGGCUGGAGAUGGAGCUGCUCCAGCAGCAGCUGCAGGCCUCGCAGGAAAAGCUUUUGGAAGCCAAAGCAAACCUGAGCCUGGCCCAGGCCCAGCACACUCUGCAGCUGCAGCAGGCCAAGGCCCAGAUGAACAACAUGGUGCCAAAGAAGCACUUUGAGCAGCUGCAGAACACCUUGAGUGAGGAACAGUGCAAGACUCAGCAGCUCCAGGAAAGGCUCAGGCAGCAGGCUGAGCAAAUGUGCAGGCAGCUGCUCAGGACCCAGGAGGAGCACGAGCAGCUGCUGCAGGCAGCCGUGGAGCAGGCAGAGGGGCUGGAACAGAGUCUGAGGAAUGCUGAAGCUGUGCUGGCAGAGAGGGCAGCUCAGCUCGGAGACGCCCAGGCCCAACUCUCCAGGAACAAACUGUUGAUUGAAGAGCUCCGUGGAGAGAACAGGAGGUUGGCAAUGGCCCUGCAGGCUGCUGAGCUGAAGCAGAAGAGCAUGGAGGAGAAGAACCAGCUGUUGGAGGAACAAGCCUCAGCUCUGAAGCAGCUUAUUGGAAAAAUCACACCAGCAUCUCUGAAUGGGUGAUGGCACAUCUGCAGUGGCAGCCCCUGGUGCUGGGCAGGUGCAGAAUGGGAAGUAUGGCUGGGCUGGGAAAUCAGCCUUGUCCUCUUUGGUCUUGCCAGGAUUUUCCUGUGCAGAAAAUAGCAAAUGGGGAGCCUAGAGUCCUUUGAGGAAAUGGGUCCUGUGGACAGCUGAAUUUCCCAGCUAAAGCAGCAGCCUUGGUGCCUUUCUCAGUGUGCUGUUAUGUCACGUCUGUCUCAGGGCAGCCAUCUCACAGGAUUUUCUCUGGCAGUGUUUGGUGGCCAUGCAGGUGCUCCCUCUCUGCAGAAGGCUGAUGUUGGAGCCAGUUACAUCUCGAAAGCCAGGGCCGAAGGGCUUGUAGGUCCCUGUGCCUGGCUCACUCCCAGCAGGACAGCUGAGUUGUGGCAUUAAAAUGUAAUGUUACAGCACCUCCUGCUAUCCCCAGUCUGCUCUGUAUUUCAGUAACUUUCCCCAGCUGCUGCUGGACAUUUAUUCCCAACAGCUGCUCCUAAAGCCUGAGCCUAGGAUCCAAACCCAACCAGACUGUUGCCUCUGCAGUGAGCAGGGCAGAGCAAUGCUGUAAUGCCCCAGGAAUUUAUCCUGUUCCUGCACUUGUCCCCAAUUAUUUGCUCUUUCAGCUCCAGUCUGAGAUGGGGGCUAAGCAAACCUCCAGCCUUACCUGGGGCUAAUGUUUUUGCAAGUGUUUUCCCAGACACUGAGCAGCUCCACUACGAAAACCUGACAGGGAAAGCAGCUCCUCAGCCUUGUUCUGGUUU